GUAAAAACGGUUAGGGAUUCAUAACAGCUUUACAGUUUACUCAGAACCCGUUAAAACAUUCCGGGAGGCUCCUGCCCUGCCUCCGACCACAGCUCCGGCGGCACAAUUUUCAACCUUUUCAGUCCCUGAAGAAGAAUAUUCUGGCCAGAAUAACAGUCGACGGCAAAUAAUCCUACUUGACCUCUUGGGAUAUGGCUUUCCAAUGUUUCGAAUGGAUUGCACAUCUGAUUGGCCUGUCUCCGUUUUUCGAUAGAAGAGUUGAAGUUAAGCAACUCCCUGAUGAUGUAAUUGUAGACAUACUAAGUAGACUCCCUGCUGAACGCGUUGUAGAGUGCCGAAGGGUUUGUAAAAGGUGGAGAUCAUUGGCAUCCUCGCAGUAUUUCAUUGAUUUGCAUCUCAGUAGAGCUACCGCCCCAUCCAUAUUUGUGCAUAGCUUCUAUAACAUUAGGAGAGGAAAAGAAGAGUUUGGUUUUUUCUUUUAUGAUCCUACAAUCAAAAAGAAAAAAGUGAAUAAAUUGCGGCUCUGUCCAGGACUUUUAGUGAGUAACAUGUUUACUCGUUUCUUUGAUUCUUGUUGUGGACUGAUGUUGAUUACGCACUGUCCCGGAGAAAUAUAUUGGUAUGUUUUCAAUCCUCUCACACAAGAGAAAGUUUCGAUAACUUGUCCUUUGUGGGGUUUCGUAUGUGGCUUCUUUUACCAUCCAGUGGCAAAGAAAUUCCAAAUUCUUUUCAGAGGAUCUGUUGGUGGGUGCAUAAACUAUUAUGUGUACACUUUUGGAAGCCCUGUUUGGAGAUGUAUAAAACCGCCUUCUUUUCACUAUCGGCCUACUCUUAAUUCACCCGCAGUCUAUAAUGGAGCUCUGUAUUGGAUUGCUGACUGGAAUUACCGUAACUACAAUGAGAGACCUCCAUGUACUUGUGGAGUCUUGGUUUUUGAUGUGAUUAAAGAAGAAUUUCACGUGAUGCCUCAUCCUGGCGGCCGCUGCGGAGACAGAAGUGAACAUGAAUACAUGUCUCUUUUAGUGGGAGCUGAGCAUUUAUACUUUUCCAAUGUGCUGUAUUGGGAAAAAUUGAUCGAUAUAUGGAUAUUAGAGGACCAUUCAAAAUGGGAAUGGGUUAGAAAGUGGAAGCUUCUUCUGAACAUAGUUCCUGCAACUUUCUUGGAGCCAGAUCAUACACUAAAAGGCUAUCCCCUCUAUAACGUAAAGGUUGUUCACAUUCAGGACGGACAAAUAUGGUUGGAUUGUGCCAAAGAAGGCCUAUACCUCUAUCGACUUGACCAUCAUACUCUUGUUAAACACAAAGGAACACCUCCAGAGUUGUAUAGGUCGACUGAACAUCGUUGCAAAGUUCUCACUAAAAGCCUCAUGAGCAUUCGUCAGCUCUUCAUGGAUGAGAUCAAUGGUUAAACUGUUUUCUUUGCAUUGGUUGCGGAUGUGAGCUUGUACCUGAUCUUGUUUUAGGGAGCAGUUUAGCAUUUUGGACCAAUGUUAUUGUUGUUGUACCAUUAAGUUAUUAUUAUUGUUGUACCAUCGGUUUUUCUGUUUCUAGAACUGGAAAAGUUCAGUGAUGUAAUCGUUAAUCUUGCUUGUGAUGAGUGAGGUACAGGUCCACUUUUUGGUGACUAUCAGGC
Molecule: messenger RNA, 1633 nt
Organism: Oldenlandia corymbosa var. corymbosa
Lineage: Eukaryota; Viridiplantae; Streptophyta; Magnoliopsida; Gentianales; Rubiaceae
Source: the annotation of a GenBank genome assembly